CAGGCCGGGGCGGAGCGGAGCGGAGCGGAGCAGCGAUGGGGGCCGCGGCGCUGCUGCUGGUGCUGGCGGUCGCGGGCUCCGGCCAGGGCGGCAAAUACUCCCGCGAGGCCAACGAGGCGCCCCGCGCGCCCGCGCAGUUCCGCGUGGUGAAGCUCAACCAGAUCUGGGAGAAGGCGCAGCGGCUCCAGCUAUCUGCUGUAAAACUGGCAGAGCUACACAGUGAUCUAAAAAUACAAGAAAAGGACGAGCUAGGCUGGAAAAAACUGAAGGCUGAAGGGCUAGAUGAAGAUGGAGAAAAAGAAGCCAAACUUAGACGCAACUUACAUGUAAUUAUGGCUAAAUAUGGAAUGAAUGGAAAGAAGGAUGCUCAACUAGCAGAUUCCAACUACAUCAAAGAUACAUCAGAAAGUGAUGUGCUAGAUGAUCCAAGACUGGAGAAAUUAUGGAGUAAGGCUAAGACCUCUGGGAAGUUCUCUGAGGAUGAGCUGGAUAAGCUGUGGCGAGAAUUUAAGCAUCACAAAGAAAAGAUUCAUGACUAUAAUCUCUUGCUAGAGACUGUGAGCAGAACAGAAGAAAUCCACAAAAACGUAAUCAACCCCUCUGACGAGAAUGUGGUGAAAGAAGAGCUGUUGCACAGCAAGCACAGAGAACUCAAAGACAAACUACGGAGCAUCAGUCAAGGGUUUGAGCGUUUACGUAAAGUCAGCCACCAGGGGUACGACACAACCAGUGGUUCCACAGUAAAGAUAGGUAGCCAUUCUCUUCGAUUUUCCACUGGCUUGUACCAGGGAAGAGAAGGGCAAGCUGAGAAUGAGCCAAACUGCCUGGACCGUGGCUGCGCAGAGCCUCUAGAAUUUGAAGAACCCAGAGUGAUAGACUUAUGGGACAUGGCCAAAUCCGCCAACUUCACUGAGAAAGAGCUUGAAUCCUUUCGGGAGGAGCUGAAACACUUUGAAGCAAAAAUUGAAAAACAUCAGCACUACCAGAAACAGCUAGAGAUUUCCCAUCAGAAACUAAAGCACAUAGAGGGAACGGGAGAUAAAGAUCAUCUGAACAGAAACAGAGAGAAAUAUACCAUGCUAGAAGAAAAGACUAAAGAAUUGGGAUACAAGGUAAAGAAGCACCUACAAGAUUUAUCUGGUAGAAUUUCUAGAGGUCUGCAACACAAUGAACUUUGAGUAUCCCUUCCACGUUAUAUAAUACAUUCCACAUAGUGUACUAACUUCCAGUACAUCGUUCUUCAUGGAAAGGACUUAUCAAGAUGACCUUCUGAAAUAUCCACAGAAGCAGAUAAAGAGUAAGGAUUCACCAGGGUUGGUCUUUGUAGGGAACCUUUCUUCAGUCAUUUUGGUCAUUGAUCUGGUAUCUUUGUGAUUAGUCAAAUGAAACCACCCAGUUAGAAAUACAUAUUUAGUUUGUGCAUCUUUGAUGAUCAUGUAAAUAUUGUAUCUAAAUCCAAUGUCGGUUUUUGAAAUAAGCAGUUGUUCACAUGUAUAAGAUGUUGGGUAUUUUUUCUAUCAGGGAAACUAUUUUUGUAUCAGUAAGUCCAUCCCAAUCAAUGAAAACCACAACAAAUCAGUGAACUAGUCCUGGGUUUAAAACAUGAGUUUGUCUCUCAUGCUGCACAGACUAAAGGUGGAGCUAGAAAAAUCUGUGUUUACAGACCAACCCCCUGCCCACUAAAAUUCAGUGGGCAUUAAAUCAGGUAUUUGUUGCAGAUAAUCAUAUAUUGAGGAAGUUAAAGAACAGGUUUUGUGGUCGCUUCUCCCCACAUAGUUCCAAACUAACACCCUUCAGAAACUACUGAGAAUUUGUACAAUCCUCACAUUCACCUUUGUUACCUUUCGUUACACUUAAUCAUUAAACAAAACCAAACAAC
Molecule: messenger RNA, 1879 nt
Organism: Alligator mississippiensis (American alligator)
Lineage: Eukaryota; Metazoa; Chordata; Crocodylia; Alligatoridae
Gene: LRPAP1
Product: LDL receptor related protein associated protein 1
Exons: 9
Coding region: 36-1178 (380 amino acids)
Biological process (GO): negative regulation of very-low-density lipoprotein particle clearance; negative regulation of receptor internalization
Cellular component (GO): rough endoplasmic reticulum lumen; endoplasmic reticulum; plasma membrane
Molecular function (GO): lipase binding; low-density lipoprotein particle receptor binding; heparin binding
Source: RefSeq, a predicted model, not a curated record